Ornithodoros turicata is the source of this 1580-nucleotide messenger RNA. RefSeq names its product cellular tumor antigen p53-like. The transcript has a single exon. The coding region runs from base 265 to 1392 and encodes 375 amino acids. Lineage: Eukaryota; Metazoa; Arthropoda; Arachnida; Ixodida; Argasidae. Gene Ontology annotation, molecular function: RNA polymerase II cis-regulatory region sequence-specific DNA binding; DNA-binding transcription factor activity, RNA polymerase II-specific. The record is from RefSeq and is a predicted model, not a curated record. Gene Ontology annotation, biological process: apoptotic process; regulation of transcription by RNA polymerase II. Gene Ontology annotation, cellular component: nucleus.
AGAUUGACACAACUGUAUCUCACGGGAAGAAUUUUUGGCUCGGAUGACAGCCCGCUAACUAUUAUUUGAAAUAUAUUACGACGACGGUUUCCGGUGCUUCCGUGUCUUCCGGAAAGCGGCGCGCAUGCGGGGUCGACGUCGCGGCAUGCUCGAACUUGCCUUCACGGCGGUGCGGUGUUUGAGGUAUGGUCUAGCUCACCAUAUUUGAGGGUUUGAGGGCCAGUGUGUUCAGGAAUCGGGAGUUGCGUGAUUGCAUAUUGCAUUAUGAGUCAUAAGGACCAAUCGAACAAUGAAAGCUGGGGAAGCGGGACAGACUUUUGUCAGUCAUGGGCAACUGACGAUAAUCUGCAAGAGCUCAUAGCUGAUUAUGCGCAUGAGCUCUCCUGUCUAGGGGAGCACGAAAUCAUGUUCGAACAUGUCUCACCUACUGACACUGACACCGACUCCGGCACCCUAGCCGCCCGAGACAUAAAGCAAGAAAUCGUUGAACCGCAAUGGACAGAAAUCAUCGCACCAAACACAAACUGCGCAAACCACAACGUAGAGGACUGGCCGGGGAACGUCGGAUUUCAAGUAAAGUUCGGACAUAGAGUACCAACCAACACCAACACCUCGUGGACGUACGUCGAAGAGAGGCGAAAGCUUUACACAGUGAUGGACAAUGCGCUUCCAGUUCAUUUCAUCACUGACCAACCACAGCCGCCAGGUACGACAGUUUGCAUCGUCGCUGUAUUUCGAGAUGCUAAUCUCCGGCUCGUAAAUGUCAGGCGCUGUCCUUUACACGUCGUUGCACAGCAAGAUAGCAGCGCUGAUCACAGCUCCCGCGACCACUGGAUACUAUGCGACCAUCCGGCCACUACGUAUUGGCAAGAUCCAGCGAACGGACAGCGCAAUUUCCUCACCGUUCCGUUCGAAGCGCCAAUUAUGAACAGCAGCGAUUCCUUUACGUACAGGCUGCGUUUCAUGUGUCGCAACAGCUGCAAAGGCACUCUGGAGAGACGCACCACCGAAGUCUUUUUUAUCUUGCGGUCUCCAGAGGGUCAGGACCUUGCGCGCCGCAUUGUGGAAGUGAAGGUUUGCGCUUGUCCGACCCGCGAUCAAAAGCACGAUGAUAUGCAGCACACGUUGCUCGUGCCAACUACUUCCAAGACCGCUUCUGCUACUGCAUGUUCGUCUGCUAAAAUACCGGACAAUUCCGUGGACAGUAGCGGCCGCAGUGAUGCUGGCCGAAACAGACGCAAGAGGAAGGCCUACGCGAUUGAAGUUUACGACAGGGAGAGGUACGAGUUUCUGCGUAGAGUGCAAGUUCCCCUGGAGCUGGCCGAAGCAGCGAGGAAGAGAAAGCAGAAAAUGGACGCCCGAGCUACGGGCCGGGAAGGUCCGGAGCGGUAGGGCUCUGGGACGUCAUCUUUCACUACCUUAUGUUUUGUAUUGAAUUUCCAUACACAUUGUUAGCUUUUUUUGCUCCAUACGCAUUAUUGCUAUUUGCUCGUUGUACAAGCUCGUUGCAUUUUUCACACUCCAGUUUUGAGUCCUUCAUAUCUGUUAUCAAAUACAAUAAAUAUCACAAUGCCGUUUCA